Molecule: messenger RNA, 1360 nt
Organism: Eremomyces bilateralis CBS 781.70
Lineage: Eukaryota; Fungi; Ascomycota; Dothideomycetes; Eremomycetales; Eremomycetaceae
Product: putative gibberellin 20 oxidase
Exons: 4
Coding region: 318-1280 (320 amino acids)
Molecular function (GO): dioxygenase activity
Source: RefSeq, a predicted model, not a curated record
UGAUAUCUAGCCGCACCAUUAAGACAUAAGAAUUAAGACAGACACGGCCGAGGGUUGCCGAUAAGGAACCAGCGCCUUGCCGUGAGUGGAAAUUGGAAUGUUCCGACAUACAAGACUUGGCGUCUGAAAGUCGUAUCUGCAUGCCAGAAAUUGACCGAUAAAAUAGGACCGCAGGUUGAAGCAAAGCGGGGCCUGGAAGGGCUGGAACACCACGUUUUUCUUGUCUUUCUUGGAGGACGAAUCUUCUUCUGAAAUCUAGACUGCAUUCAUGUCAAGCAGCUCGUGCAUAUCAUCGUCGGAUUAACAGUGUGCUCAAAAUGGUCGCUCCUUUGGAUUCGGUAUGCGCUACAAUACCCCUCAUUGAUAUCUCUGGGUACCUCAAUGGCGACAAAGAAAAGGCCGAGCGGGCAGUAGUCGAGUUGAGGACAGCUUGCCAGUCUCCAGGCUUUCUCCAAAUAACUGGCCACGGAGUAACUUCCGAGAUUCGAUCCCAACUGCUUCAAAAACUUGCCGAAUUCUUUGCACUUCCCGCCGCGACGAAGCAGGCUCUUCAUCGGAGCCAGUCGAAAUGUCUGAGAGGCUACGAAUCCGUUGGAGAGCAGAAGCUGGAAGCUGGCAUUUCGGAUCAGAAAGAGGGUUUUAUGAUCGGUCCCGAUUUGCCGGCAGAGAAUGGGUACCUUCAAGGACCAAAUCAAUGGCCCAGCGAGGAAGCAGCUCCUGGAUUUCGGGAAGUCUAUAUGGCUUACUUCGACGUCAUGCGUAAUCUUAGUAAGACCGUGUUUAGAUUAAUGGCAUUAAGCCUCGAUCUAGACGAACGAUACUUCGAUGAAUUCGUCGGAAGCAAGGAUACAAUAUCAAUGUGUAGAGCACAUCGAUAUCCACCAACAACCCCGGAAAUGGCUAAAACCUCUCGAGGUAUCGGUGCGCACACGGACUUUGGUGCACUGACGCUGCUGUUACAGGACGAUGUGGGCGGACUCGAAGUGUUCCACAAGCCAACAGGUACCUGGCAUAAUGUACAGCCAGUUAAAGAUGCCUUCGUGGUCAACAUCGGCGAUAUGAUGGAGAGAUGGACGAACAAUACCUACACCUCAACCUUACAUCGUGUCAUUUCACCCGUUACGGCAAAAGACCGAUAUUCGGUAGCGUUUUUCAACGAAGGACUACCAGACCAGCUAGUCAGCUGCAUUCCGACAUGUCUGAAACCGAACGAGAAACCGCUUUUUGAGCCGAUUAGAGUCGAGGAUCAUUUGCGUGCUCGAUAUGGAAACAGCUAUUAGUAGGGAGCGGUCGAAUCGAUACCAGUAGUUGAUAUAAGCAAAUUCAGUGAGAUUCACUUGGACUGCCACUCUUGAUGGCG